UGGAACGGGAAUACGGCUCAUCUCGAUAGAGGAAUGAAAAAUAUAACUUAUAAGAGCUGCAAGAUUUUCCUUUCCUUUUCUCUUCCAGUUCAGUAUCAUCAGCAAGCAUCACUUCGCUCUACUUAUCAUAUCAUCAAUAACAAUACCAUUAACGACUUCUACCUUCUCAUUGAAUUAUAAAACACGAUUCAUACAUUCCCAAAGCCCAAUCAAAAUGCAUUUUUCCACCCUCGUCACCCUUACCCUCUCCGUCCUCAGCGCCCAAGCGAUGGCAAAAGAUUGCACUAAGGGUUUUUACUACUGUGGCGGGGACUUGCUCACAAUCGGCAGUUACCACGACACCAUCAUGCAAGCGCUCAGUACCUCCCACCUCACCCCUGACGAUGAUCACAUUUUCCGUGGGCUCUUCCAAUGCGUCGACGGUGGCUUGCUGGGAGAGGCCAAGUACUGCGCAAAUGGCUGUUGGUUGGCGGGAAGUGAUAGCCCAAAUAGUGAUAGAUGUAUCUAGUGAGGUGUGCAAUGUUUGAUGUGAAUUCUGGAAUGACAGUUUAACGUCUAGGAAUG
Messenger RNA from Botrytis deweyae, 564 nucleotides. RefSeq lists its product as uncharacterized. The transcript has 2 exons. Bases 215 to 508 code for a protein of 97 amino acids. The record is from RefSeq and is a predicted model, not a curated record. NCBI's taxonomy places the organism in Eukaryota, Fungi, Ascomycota, Leotiomycetes, Helotiales, Sclerotiniaceae.